Centropristis striata (black sea bass) is the source of this 1991-nucleotide messenger RNA. It is a transcript of the gene pigw, whose product is annotated as phosphatidylinositol glycan anchor biosynthesis, class W. The record is from RefSeq and is a predicted model, not a curated record. Gene Ontology annotation, biological process: GPI anchor biosynthetic process; protein localization to plasma membrane. Gene Ontology annotation, cellular component: membrane; endoplasmic reticulum. Lineage: Eukaryota; Metazoa; Chordata; Actinopteri; Perciformes; Serranidae. Gene Ontology annotation, molecular function: glucosaminyl-phosphatidylinositol O-acyltransferase activity. The transcript is spliced from 2 exons. Bases 125 to 1621 code for a protein of 498 amino acids.
CGAGUUGCCUAUGAAUGCGUCAUGGGACCGAACGCGGAAGUAUAUGAGCUGUAAUGUUACUGCAGGCAUGCUGUGAAACAGGUAUUUUGUGAACCUGUAUUUCCAAAGCCUAACAUACAAAUUCAUGGCCAUGUCUCAGAGGAACCUGAAGGAAGCGUUUGUCAGUAAUCUCAACGGGACCAGUCUGCAGGAGGUGGCACUGGGCUCAUUUCUGACCCCAUUAUGUCUCAUCAACAGAGGACUGAUCUUGACCCUCUACUAUCAGGCCAAAGGGACUCUUCCGCUGCCACUUCCACAGAUUACUCAUCUGCUUCUAGACUUCAGUGUGCUUGUCCUUCCCCUCGUCCUGUCCUGCACGGUUCUGAGCAGCGUCCUUCACCAGGUCAUCUUGAGCCUGACUGUCAUUUCGGCUUGUGUGUUAUGCUAUAUCUAUCGUGUCAACAGUAAUCGUUCUGCUCAACACCCACAGAACACCAUCAGCACCUUUCUUCAGAGUCACGUUCAAUUCAGCCAGGUUCCCUUUGUCACCAUCUUUCGAGUGUUUGUAAAUGUGAAAACAGCAAUCAGCAUUCUUGCUGUAGACUUUGCGGUCUUCCCAAGGCGAUAUGCUAAAACUGAAACCUAUGGGACAGGGGUUAUGGACUUUGGAGUAGGAGCGUAUGUCUUCGCAAAUGCCCUUGUCUGCCCAGAGGCACGGGGGAAGAACAUCUCCGGGUCCAAGAUGAAUUAUGUCACAAAGCAGCUCUUGUCUGUCUGGCCCUUGGUUGUUCUUGGUAUGGGAAGGCUAAUUAGCCUCAAAAUGUCCAGCUACCAUGAGCAUGUGACAGAAUAUGGCGUCCAUUGGAAUUUUUUCUUCACCCUUGCCAUCGUCAAAGUUGUGGCUACUGUGCUUUUGGCCAUUCUACCAGCCAAUCAGUCAUGGCUAAUUGCCCUCCUGAUCAGUGGAUCUUAUCAGUUCGCUCUGGAGACGUCAGAAGGACUGAAGGCUUUUAUUAUCCACAACAACGACAGAGAAAAGGACUUCCUGCAUGCCAACAAGGAGGGCAUAUUCUCUGUUGUGGGCUAUGUAGCCAUCUACAUGGCAGGAGUUCAGGUUGGACUCUAUUUGAUGCAGCCAAGAUCCCAAGUUAGACAGUGGCUCAAGGCACUAUUUAACCUCUCAUUGGGAAGUUUUGUCCUUUACACUGCAUUGUACGCAUGUCAGACACUGAUUGAGCCUGUGUCUCGCCGCAUGGCUAAUUUACCUUUCUUCAUCUGGAGUGUUGGUCAAUCUUUGUUUUUUAUGUCCUGUCUUGGUAUGGCUGAUAUGGUUUUACUGUUUUCCAAAAGAACAUCAGGUUGUCACUUUGUACCGUCGUCAUGGAAUUUGUAUAAAAAACAAUCAGAUUCUGACAAAAAGACAGGUGAGCCAGAAAGACACUGUCUUAUUCAAGCUGUCAGCAGGAAUCAAUUGUUAUUUUUCUUGCUUGCAAAUGUCUUGACAGGAAUGACCAACUCUGUAGUGGACACGCUUAGUUGCAGCAACUCAUUGUCUGUGUGUGUUAUGCUCUCAUACAUGUUCUUGAAUUGCUUUGUAAUAUAUGUUUUACAUCUAUUUGGAAUUACAAUUAAAUUCUGGUAAAAUGACACUCAUAAAACUGCAAGGUGUAUUUUAAAGGUUUCCUUGGGACAAUGAAAGGUGCUGUACACUGCAUGCAGAGCAUUUCUUUUUAGAGCCAGAGCAGAGAUUGCCCACACAGGCUCUCAUUGUCUUUCCCAAUGUGACGCAUAUGGAUGCUUAUGGGGGUCCCUUGGCGUCACUUUUAACUUGUUGGGUUCUCGCAUGCAUGCAGAUGUAUCCGGGCUGGGCCAGCAACCACAAAAAAGAACAAAGCUCGUAUCACAACGCAUCCAGAGAGAGUUUGAUUUAAUUCCUUUGAAAACACUGGGAGGAUGAUGUAUUUUAAGGAGGUGUAAUGGGAUACUAUUGUAUAUAUAUGUCAUAUAAAUGC